Paecilomyces variotii is the source of this 1234-nucleotide messenger RNA. Its product is annotated as DUF498 domain protein. Gene Ontology annotation, biological process: mitochondrial respiratory chain complex I assembly. The record is from RefSeq and is a predicted model, not a curated record. The transcript has 2 exons. Gene Ontology annotation, cellular component: mitochondrial inner membrane. The coding region runs from base 175 to 915 and encodes 246 amino acids. Lineage: Eukaryota; Fungi; Ascomycota; Eurotiomycetes; Eurotiales; Thermoascaceae.
AGUUUUCCCAGCGGGUUGCGCGCCGACAGACCACAUAACUCUGGAGCAUUACCAAUAGGUUAUUGAACGCAGGAAACAACUCGAAUCGUGGAACCACGCCAUAUCUCCAAUUGCGAACUCUCUUCUAUACUUUAUCUCCUCUCCUGUGAAAGCUAUACCACAUACUUCAAUCCAAUGCAGCCCCCGUCGCCGCAGCUCCUGCGCGCCCUGCGAGCUUCUAUCUCGACAGGCGCUGCUGCCACAUGCAGUCGGACUGCGUCGCAUGCUGCUCUCAGAACCUCUAUCGCAUCGCCUGUGAAUCCGGCUUAUCGAUCUCUUGGAGCCAGUAUUCCACGCCGCUACAACAGCAACACUGCCCGUCGACCAUCGCGGAUUGUUCCUCGCGCCCAGCCAGCGAAACCUCAGAAUCGCGAUCGCGGACCGCCCUCAAACGAAGAGACUCAGACUGACUUUGGCGCGCUUAAUGUUUUCGGCAAUAUCCCAGCUCCUAGUACAGCCAUCGACGCUUGUCUGGACGAUGGAUUCCACUUGGAUAAUGGAGUCAAGAUCACCGGCGGUGACGGUGUGCUGCUGGUAGGCGGAGAGGCUUUCUCCUGGCGGCCGUGGGAGGGAUACGACAAGGGAGAUGAUAAGAAGGGGUUGAUGCUCAAUGCAAAGGGUCAAUUUGAGGUCCCGGAGGAAGCAUGGGGGUUGUUGAGCUUGGUGUGGCCUAGACCUGAUCUACUCAUCCUUGGAGUCGGAGGCCAAAUGGCACCGCUUUCGCCGGAGACAAGAAAGCACAUCAAUCUGUUGGGAAUUCGGGUUGAAGUACAGGAUACCAGGAAUGCAGCUGCUCAGUUCAAUCUGCUGGCAACCGAGCGCGGUGUCACUGAAGUUGCAGCAGCAAUGAUACCGAUUGGAUGGAGGUCACGAUGAAUGAGCGGUGUCGAACUAUUGCACUCUACUCUUUGGUCCGAUGCUAAUUAGUUCCUAGCACCAGGCACCAGUUACGAUAGUUAGAUACUUGUGCCUGGCUGGUGCUUUGAUGGGGGCUGGGGCGCUAUGUGCUGUCACACGCCCGUUUCGUAAUUGGUAUCUAUAGUAAUACUGUAUACUAUCAACCUAUGUCUCAUCUCUUCCAGGAACGCUUGAUUCUUCAUCUAGAGGCGUGGACCUAUUGGAUAAAUAGAAGCGUAUCCCCAGCUUUAUUAUCUAUGAAUAAAAUUAACUAGGAGCUUCAGUUAGGACUUGAUCG